This is a messenger RNA of Dalotia coriaria, 2056 nucleotides long. Its product is annotated as ornithine aminotransferase, mitochondrial-like. Gene Ontology annotation, molecular function: pyridoxal phosphate binding; L-ornithine transaminase activity; identical protein binding. The transcript is spliced from 5 exons. Lineage: Eukaryota; Metazoa; Arthropoda; Insecta; Coleoptera; Staphylinidae. Gene Ontology annotation, cellular component: cytoplasm. The record is from RefSeq and is a predicted model, not a curated record. The coding region runs from base 87 to 1352 and encodes 421 amino acids.
UUUCCAACAACCACAGUGUUCAAAACAUAGCAAUCAAUAGAUUAACUCCGAAAAAAUUCAAAUUUAAAAAUAUUUUGAUUUAAAGAAUGCCUUUGCAUAUCGCCGACGGUAAAUCGCGACUUCCAGGCGUCAACAGUGAAAAAGUCUUCAACGGUGUGCUCACCUACGGUGCACAUAACUACAACUCACUUCCGGUUGCAUUAGUACGCGGAAAAGGUGUUUAUGUGUGGGAUGCCGAUGGAAAUCAAUUCUAUGACCUCCUCGCCGGUUAUUCCGCUCUUAAUCAAGGCCAUUGCCAUCCGCGCAUCGUGCGUGCAUUACAAACGCAAGCCGAACAGUUGACCCUGACGUCAAGGGCAUUCUUCACGGAUGCAUUCGCUGACUACGCGCGUCUCAUGCACCAAAUGUUUGGUUAUGACAAGGUACUACCCAUGAAUAGCGGGGUGGAAGCAUGUGAAACUGCUUGUAAAAUAGCGAGAAAGUGGGGGUAUACCAAGAAGGGAAUACCUGAUAAUGAAGCAAAGAUUGUUUUCGCUGAGAAUAAUUACUGGGGACGCACUUUGGCUGCGAUAUCAGCGAGUACUGAUCCUACUGCUAGGGAUAAGUAUGGUCCAUGGAUGCCUGGGUUCCUAUUGGUACCAUAUGAUAACCUCAAAGCUCUAGAAAAAAUGCUUGAAUCAGAUCCAAAUAUUUGUGCGGUUAUGUUGGAACCCAUACAGGGUGAGGCAGGUAUAGUGGUACCUUCACCCGGGUACCUCAAAGGUGUGCGUGAAUUAUGCACAAAGUAUAAUGUGUUGUGGAUUAAUGAUGAGGUACAGACUGGAUUGGGGAGGACUGGGAAGUUGUUGUGUGUGCACCAUGAAAAGGUGCGGCCUGAUAUGAUUUGUUUGGGUAAAGCGCUAUCUGGUGGUAUGUUACCGUUGUCUGCUGUUUUGGCGGAUGAUGAAGUCAUGUUGUGUAUGUUACCCGGUGAUCAUGGUUCUACCUUUGGUGGUAACCCGCUGGGUUGUAGGGUUGCGUGUGAGGCAUUGAGGGUUAUUUUGGAUGAGGAUUUGACGGAGAAUGCGAAGCGUUUGGGGGAUAUUUUACAACCGGAGUUGAAGCAAAGGUUGGAUCAGAGUGUUGUGAAAUGUGUGAGGGGGAAAGGACUCUUGGUUGCGAUUGGGAUACAAGAUGGUCUUUCUUUCGGCUCAACUGACGUCUGUGUCAAACUACGUGAUAAUGGCAUACUCUGUAAAUCUACCCACAAUGAAAUAAUCCGUCUAGCGCCACCGCUAGUAAUCACCGAGGAGCAAUUACGCGAAUGUAUCGAGAUAAUCGUCGAGACGAUCAACUCGUUCGCGAAUAAGUAAACUUAAGUCACUCACAGAUUGUUUACCGUUGCCAUGGCAACACAAAUGCAUGUAUGUAGUAUGUUUACAUAAUACACAGAUAAAUCCGCUCGCAAUUGAUGUAAAACUCAUAUAAUCUCUAUAACUCUGAUUCGCAAUCGGUCACACGGCUGCAAUCACAAUUAUAAGUUGACUUAACUUAAGUACACAUGACUUAACACAUCUCACGUGUGUAUAUCGUUGAUCACAGUGCAAAUCACACAUCAAAACAUUUUUAUUCUGCAAAAUACAUAAUAAUACAGUGUGUAUUGCAAUUAUAACAAUUAAAAAUUCAUCAUUAUGUAAAUUUAAUGUUUAAACAUUGAGUUGUGAGUCAUUUAUGCUAUAAUUAUACACAACAGACAAGUGAAUAAGUUUAUAAACCUAGUUAAUCGUUUAAUAAUUAAUUGACGUCACAUUAUCAACAAUAACUGUAAUUAUCUGGAGUUGUUACACUGAAGCAACACUUUUUUUGUUUUUACGAUAUUUCACUGUUACAUAAACAUGAGGCAAUAAUAUUUAAUAUGUACAUACAUAAUUUGAGUGGUUUUUUGAGUGGAAAUGCUUGAAAUUUAUGUAAACAUACGAAAAGUGAUAAGCACAUUGGAAAAAUUAGUAGUAUUUAGGUUAGAGUACCACUAGUAAAUAAUAAAUAUGCAAUAUUAAAUUUUCCAAAGGAAAAAAAA